AUAAUAAAUAAAAUAAUAGUGUGAUCGAAAGAGAAAAGAAACGAAGCUCUGGACUAGAUAAUGGCUUCGCUCGGCGCCCAUCACUGUUCAUCCAUGGCCUGCUAUGGCUUGCGAGGCCAUACGUUUCUGCAUCGUGCAAACUUGUACACGCCCAAUGCUUUCAAGUCAGAUCAGUUCUUUGGGAUUCUGAAGAAAUCGUGUAUUGGAUUGAAGAAAGUCGAUAGAGCUAAAUAUGCACUAAUCUCAGGAGAUGGUGAUCUCUUAUCUUAUCCUAAUACUAAUGGGGCUGCUACGCGUAAUGCCUUCAUAGAAGAACCGCCGGCAAAGGAACCUCCUGCUAUUCAUAUAAAUUCCAAUUCCUUAUCAUUUGGAACUCUAGCAGCUGAGAUAACUUCGACAACUAGUGGUUUCUUUUCCCCAGAUGAUGAAUACGACUUGGACCAGCCUACCAAGGGAUUUAACUCAAUCCCGGAGGCCAUUGAGGAUAUACGUCAGGGAAAGCUAGUGAUUGUUGUGGAUGAUGAAGACAGAGAGAAUGAAGGAGACCUUAUAAUGGCAGGCUCGCUGGUGACACCUGAGUCUAUGGCUUUCAUAGUCAAGCAUGGAACUGGGAUAGUUUGCGUGAGCAUGAAAGAAGAAGACCUCGAGAGACUGCAGCUUCCCUUGAUGGUGCCGCAGAAAGAGAAUCAGGAAAAACUUUCUACCGCUUUUAUGGUCUCAGUGGAUGCAAAACGUGGGACUACGACUGGUGUUUCUGCUUGUGAUAGAGCAAAAACAGUGUUGAUUCUUGCUUCAAGAGAUUCGCGACCGGAAGAUCUCAACCGUCCCGGUCAUGUUUUCCCCCUAAAAUAUCGGGAGGGAGGGGUUCUUAAAAGGGCAGGGCACACCGAAGCUUCCCUGGAUCUUGCAUUGUUGGCUGGCCAGGACCCAGUUGGGGUGUUAUGUGAGGUAGUGGAUGAUGAUGGUUCCAUGGCUCGAUUGCCAAGGCUACAGCAAUUUGCACAGGCUGAGGGCUUGAAAAUCAUUUCUAUUGCAGAUCUGAUCAGAUAUAGAAGAAAACGAGAUAAACUGGUCGAGCGAGCUGCUGUUUCCCUAAUACCGACAAUGUGGGGCCCUUUCCAGGCCUACUGCUAUAGAUCACUGCUUGACGGUAUUGAGCAUAUUGCAAUGGUCAAAGGCGAGAUUGGAGAUGGGCGCGAUAUUCUCGUGAGAGUCCACUCUGAAUGCCUAACAGGUGACAUAUUCGGGUCAGCUCGAUGUGAUUGCGGUAACCAGUUGGCGCUCGCAAUGAAACAAAUUGAGGCUGCUGGGAGAGGAGUUUUAGUUUAUCUCCGAGGACAUGAAGGCCGAGGAAUUGGAUUGGGCCACAAGCUUCGGGCCUACAACCUGCAGGAUGAAGGGUGUGAUACUGUCGAAGCUAAUGAGGAACUCGGCCUGCCAGUCGAUUCUAGGGAAUAUGGAAUCGGUGCUCAGAUAUUACGAGAUAUCGGUGUACGCACGAUGAGGCUGAUGACUAACAACCCCUCAAAGUACGCCGGCCUUAAGGGUUACGGCCUAGCAAUAUCUGGGAGAGUCCCACUGUUGACACCGAUAACAGCCCAGAAUCGAAGGUAUAUAGAGACAAAGCGCCAGAAAAUGGGACAUGUAUAUGGCCCAGAGAAUGGUGCUAGUUCAAGUGCUGCCGGUUCCGAGGAUGUCUGAUUAUAGGCAUGUAGGGCGGUGCCUUAUUGACCCCGUUUUCGACAACUGCUGGAAGUUAUUGACAAAAAAUAUGCGGGAACAAUGAGUCAUGAAUUCUCUUCGGAUUCAUUCAACUGUCAAAUUAGCAGUUAUUAGAUCUACGCUGCAGAUAUUAAUAUUUGUUCUCUGAAAAUGAUACUUUAUUUUUGGCAAUAGAAAUUUACUAAUUUAGUACCAAAAGAGUUCUAUCAAA
This is a messenger RNA of Punica granatum (pomegranate), 1933 nucleotides long. Lineage: Eukaryota; Viridiplantae; Streptophyta; Magnoliopsida; Myrtales; Lythraceae. The record is from RefSeq and is a predicted model, not a curated record.